UUAAUAAGACUGCGUCAAUUUUGACUCUGCUAGUACCCAAUCUUUGUUCAUGGAUUAUCAGAAUCGAGUUGGUUCCAAGUUUGGAGGUGGAGGUGUUGCUGGUGCUUCGGAGACGAAUGUCGACAGGCGGGAGCGCCUCCGAAAGCUUGCACUCGAAACCAUUGAUUUGGCGAAGGAUCCAUAUAUUCUCCGCAACCACCUUGGGUCUCUCGAAUGUCGUCUAUGCUUGACCCUUCACACCAAUGAGGGUUCUUACCUUGCACAUACACAAGGGAAAAAGCAUCAAACAAACCUUGCUCGCCGCGCAGCCCGCGAUGCAAAAGACACACAACUCAUGAUUGCACCUGCACAAAGUAAUAUUCAACGAAAAGUCUUCCUCAAGAUAGGUCGCCCAGGGUACCGCGUCACAAAAGUUCGCGAUAGGGAUACUGGAAAGGAAGGCAUGAUGGUUCAAGUGCAUCUACCUCAAAUCAAGGAUGGCGUGGUCCCGCGACGUCGAUUCAUGAGCGCUUGGGAACAAAAACGGGAGCCACCCAACAAAGCCUAUCAAUAUUUAAUUGUAGCGGCUGAACCCUACGAAACUAUCGCCUUCCGUAUCCCAGCUCGUGAAAUCGAGGAUGAAGCUGAUGAUGCUGGAUACUGGAAUUGGUCCCAUUGGGAUCCGGACACAAAGCAGUACAGUUUCCAAUUCAUGUUUCGUCUCGCUUAUUGAUGUAUCCUCACUCUGGCCUGUAAGUAAUAGUAUCGCCGGAAUACGUAGUACACUUGCUCCCUGCUAUCGCAGAACGUCACCAAAAU
Laccaria bicolor S238N-H82 is the source of this 798-nucleotide messenger RNA. RefSeq lists its product as uncharacterized. The transcript is spliced from 5 exons. The record is from RefSeq and is a predicted model, not a curated record. Gene Ontology annotation, molecular function: zinc ion binding; nucleic acid binding. The coding region runs from base 50 to 712 and encodes 220 amino acids. NCBI's taxonomy places the organism in Eukaryota, Fungi, Basidiomycota, Agaricomycetes, Agaricales, Hydnangiaceae. Gene Ontology annotation, biological process: spliceosomal complex assembly. Gene Ontology annotation, cellular component: catalytic step 2 spliceosome; U2 snRNP; nucleus.